Hippocampus zosterae (dwarf seahorse) is the source of this 4348-nucleotide messenger RNA. Its product is annotated as formin-like protein 2. The record is from RefSeq and is a predicted model, not a curated record. The coding region runs from base 463 to 3738 and encodes 1091 amino acids. Lineage: Eukaryota; Metazoa; Chordata; Actinopteri; Syngnathiformes; Syngnathidae. Gene Ontology annotation, cellular component: cytosol. Gene Ontology annotation, biological process: cell migration; regulation of cell shape; cortical actin cytoskeleton organization. Gene Ontology annotation, molecular function: actin filament binding; small GTPase binding. The transcript is spliced from 28 exons.
AGCCAGGGAGGGAGGGAGGGAGGGAGGGUCGAGCCGGCAGCGACACAAAGACGCGGAGCGCAAGUCGGCGAGCGGCGGAGAGACAUAGACAAAGAGCAGGCGGCCGCAACUCUCUUUCUUUAUAUGGGGGAGGAGAGAGGUGGGGAGGAUUAACCGGCUGAUCUGCAACACGCGCCACACAUAUCGCAUCACCGGGGAUCAGCAUCAUCACCGGCGGCAGGCGAGAGAGAGACAAAGAGGGAGACGACCGGGGACCGGAACACCAUCUGGGAAGAGGCAGACUGGGAGGAGAGAGACUGACGGACGGCAGAAACGCGAGGGGGACGGACCCGCGGCCUUCAUCACCUCCAGUCGCGUUCGUGUGCUAUGGCCGACCACAUGUUCCCGCAGCCGUGUGUGUGCUGAGCGCUCUGUCUGUGGUGGGUGUGUUUGGGUCCAAGUGUGUGUGUGUGUGUUUGUGUGAUGGGGAACGCCGAGAGUAUGGAGAGCCAGCUGGCCGUGAUCCGGUCCAGAGCCGCACCGGUCCGACUCCCCAUGCCUGACGCUGCCGAGCUGGAGGAGAGGUUCUCCAUCGCACUGAAUUCGAUGAACCUCCCCCCGGACAAGGUGCGCUUGCUGCGUUCCUAUGACAACGAGAAGAAGUGGGAGCUCAUCUGCGAUCAGGAGAGAUUCCAGGUGAAGAACCCGCCGCACACCUACAUCCAGAAGCUGCGAGGAUUCCUCGACCCGGCGGUCACCCGCAAGAAGUUCCGAAGGCGGGUCCAGGAGUCCACUCAGACUCUGCGAGAACUGGAGAUCUCUCUUCGCACAAACCACAUCGGGUGGGUUCGGGAGUUUCUCAACGAGGAAAAUCGAGGGUUGGAUGUCCUGGUUGAGUAUUUGUCCUUCGCUCAGUACGCCGUCACGUUUGACAACGAGCAGCCAGAGUCCGGAGGAGACGGGACUUCCAUCGACUCUCCGUGGAGUCGCUCCAUCGAGGAUCUCCACGGCGACUGCAGUCUCCCGUCCCCUUCGUCCUCCGCGGCCAGAACGGCUCGGCACUCCAUCAGUAGUUCCACCUUGGUAACUCGCUCCAACACGCUACCCAGUAGUCGCACGUUGAAAAACUCCAGACUCGUCUGCAAGAAAGACGACGUCCACGUGUGCAUCAUGUGUCUCCGAGCCAUCAUGAACUACCAGUACGGAUUCAACAUGGUCAUGUCUCAUCCGCACGGAGUCAACGAAAUUGCUCUGAGCCUCAACAACAGGAACGCAAGGACGAAGGCUCUGGUGUUGGAGUUGUUGGCGGCCGUGUGCUUGGUCAGAGGAGGACACGAGAUCAUCCUGUCGGCCUUCGACAACUUUAAAACGGUGUGCUCGGAGUCCAUGCGUUUUGAAAAGUUAAUGGAGCAUUUCAAAAACGAAGACGACAAUAUCGACUUCCUGGUGGCCUGCAUGCAGUUCAUCAACAUCGUGGUGCACUCGGUGGAGGACAUGAACUUUCGAGUGCAUCUGCAGUACGACUUCACCAAACUCAACCUGGACGACCACCUGGAGAGACUGAAGCACACGGAGAGCGACAGAUUACAGGUGCAGAUCCAGGCCUACCUGGACAACGUGUUUGACGUCGGAACGCUGCUGGAAGACGCCGAGACGAAAACCGCGGCGCUGGAACGGGUGGAAGAACUGGAGGAGAACUUGAGUAGCAUGUCGGAGCGGCUGCUCGACGUCGAAAACGAGGCCAUGCUGAAGAUCGUGGAACUGGAAAAACAGCUGAUGCAAACGAACAAAGAGCUCGACCAACUCCGGGACGUCUAUGCCAACGCCAACACGCAGGUCCACACGCUGAGGCGGAUCGUUCGGGAGAAGGACCAGACCAUCCGCCGUCAGAGUCGUCUGGAGCGACAGGCCCACGAGGCCCAACAGGCCGGCGGUCCCGGAGCUCCUCAACCCCAACGAGGAGAAGGCGACGGGGGUGUGGCUAACUCCGCCUCACCCUCUCCUCCUCCCUGCUCCGCUCUCUCCCCCAGCCCCGAGACGGUGGCCUAUCAUAACAUGGGACCGGGAAUGGGCGGUGCUCCAGAUAUGCCGGCUCCACCCCCGCCGCCUCCCCCGCCACCGGUGCCAGAUUCAGUAUCCAACGGGUUGUACCCCGCCCCUCCGCCGCCCGCCCCUCCACCUCCUCCGCCACCCCCUCCGCCUCCGUGUCGGACCAGCGAGCUCUCCUCCACUCUCCCGAUGCCACCUCCACCUCCGCCUGUGGCCCCCCCGCUUCCGGGCCCGGGGGGGUCGCCCACUGUCAUCUUCAACUCCGGGCUUGCAGAGGGACCACUCAAGUUAUUCUCGGUGAAGAUAAAGAAGCCGAUCCAGACCAAGUUUCGGAUGCCGGUCUUGAAUUGGGUCGCCCUGAAGCCGAGUCAAAUCAACGGCACCGUCUUCAACGAUAUCGACGACGAAGCCAUCCUGCAGGAUCUGGACGUGGAGGGCUUUGAGGAACUCUUCAAAACAAAGGCUCAGGGUCCGGCAAUGGACUUGACUCUGUCCAGACAGAAACUUCCCCAGAAGGCUCCAUCCAGAGUCUCUUUGCUGGACGCCAACCGAGCCAAGAAUCUGGCCAUCACGCUGAGAAAGGCCGGUCAGGGUCCAGAGGUCAUCUGCCGCGCCAUCCACAUGUUUGACCUGCGGACGAUUCGGGUGGAUUUUGUGGAGUGUCUGAUGCGUUUCCUGCCAACCGAAGCCGAGGUGAAGCUUCUCCGUCAGUACGAGCGAGACCGAAAACCUUUGGAGGCGCUGAGCGACGAAGACGUCUUCAUGAUCCAGUUCAGUCGCAUCGAGCGACUCAACCAGCGCAUGUCCAUCAUGACCUUCAUGGGAAACUUCAGCGACAACGUACAACUGUUAACGCCGCAACUCCAUGCCAUGAUCGCGGCAUCCGUUUCCAUAAAAUCAUCCCAGAAGCUGAAAAAGAUACUCGAGAUCAUCUUAGCUCUCGGGAAUUACAUGAACAGCAGCAAGAGGGGUGCGGUGUAUGGAUUCAAACUACAGAGCUUAGACCUGCUCCUGGAGACCAAGUCGACGGACAGGACGCAGACGCUGCUUCACUACAUCAGCAACGUGGUCAGAGAGAAAUAUCCCACGGCGGCGCUCUUCUACAACGAACUUCACUACGUGGACAAGGCGGCGGCAGUGAGUCUGGAGAACGUCUUGUGCGAUGUCAAAGACCUGCAGCGAGGGAUGGAACUCACCUGGCGCGAGUUCAGCGUGCAGCACAACGCCACCUUGAAAGAUUUCAUCAGCAGGCAUGAAUCGCGACUCAACAAACUUCAGGAGGAUGCGCGUAUAGCCCAGGACGCCUUUGAAGAUGUGGUGAAAUUUUUCGGGGAGAGCUCCAAAACCAUGCCGCCGUCCGUCUUCUUUCCCAUCUUUGUUCGUUUCAUCAAAGCUUACAGGCUGGCUGAGGAGGAGAACGAACAGCGACGGCGUCAGGAGCAGAUGAUGUUGGAGAAACUGGAACAGGAGGAGCAGCAGCAGGACGAAGAGACCAAGUCACCAUCUCACAAGGGCAAACGACAGCAGCAGGAGCUGCUGACAGAGCUGAGACGACGACAAGGAAAGGACAGCCGCCACGUUUACGAGGGGAAGGACGGCGCCAUCGAGGACAUCAUCACAGCUCUGAAAACCGGCCCCUUCACAGCUCGGUCGGCCAAACGUAGCUCUCGAUUCUUCUGCGACCCGGCGCACCCCGAAGAACACUACUGAAGCGGCAAAGAAGACCCAACAAAUUGCCUCGCCCACCUUGAAUUAAUGGCAACAAAAUGCACUUUGAACAUUUUGAAUUGAGGAGCACGGCGCUAUCCAAUCGGUCAGUCAGCGAGAUGGUGCGCCCUGGUCUUGGUCUUGUUUUCAAACACUGGACUUUCUGAGCCAAAUCCUUGUACAAAUGACGUGGAGGAUUCAUCAACUUGUGUGUCGACUGCUCAAGCAACAAAGCUGACUUUUAUCUUUGACGGAUAUUCACAAACUGAAGAUGAGCUGUUCCCACGUUUUUUUGUUUUUUUGGGGGGGUGUGGGGGGGUUUGAUGAGCUCUGCAGCGGACCUUAAAAAGCAACGGAAAGCACAUGCUGAUAUCUUGCGGCCCCCGACUGAGUCCCACAAGACUUUUGUACAAGUAUAUGUGAGUGUGGUAGUAAAAGCUUUUUUGGAAUCUUGCGAGUGAGCCAGAAUCUUUGGUCGGACUCGGGAGAUUUGUUAAGUGAAACGCGUACAGGGUCCUCUUACUUGGUUUGUGCUGUAUUUUCAACUGUUAGCGACCAAAUGUCACUUCAAAUUACAUUCAAGGACACAUUGUAAAAUCCAGCGAACAAAGCA